Molecule: messenger RNA, 2518 nt
Organism: Micropterus dolomieu (smallmouth bass)
Lineage: Eukaryota; Metazoa; Chordata; Actinopteri; Centrarchiformes; Centrarchidae
Gene: lsg1
Product: large 60S subunit nuclear export GTPase 1
Exons: 14
Coding region: 120-2045 (641 amino acids)
Biological process (GO): ribosomal subunit export from nucleus
Cellular component (GO): cytosol
Molecular function (GO): GTP binding; GTPase activity
Source: RefSeq, a predicted model, not a curated record
UAUAGGACAACAACGUAGUGCACAUGAGGCGCAGUACCUGGUCGUAGAUACCGUUUUUCCACCCUUUAGUUAUAUUGUAUUAUAGUGUUUCGUGGAUAGUGACAACAUCAGCAGUUAGUAUGGGUAAAAAGAAAGCAGGAGGAGGAGGAGGAGGAGGAGGACUGGGCAGAUCUCUGAUAAAGGAGAGACUCCAGGCAGGCCGAGGAAGCAAGAGGGGCGACUCAUGGCUCCACACCAGUGAGCUGAAUGAUGGCUAUGACUGGGGACGGCUGAACCUGCAGUCAGUGACAGAACAGAGUUCGAUGGAUGACUUUCUGGCCACUGCUGAAUUGGCAGGAACAGAGUUUGUUGCAGAGAAACUCAACAUCAAGUUUGUGCCAGCAGAAGCUAGAGCAGGGUUAUUAACAGCUGAGGAGAGAACCAGGCUGAAGAAGCUGCAUGAAGACAACAAGCAUUUCCUCAGAAUUCCUCGACGCCCACAAUGGGAUGACAGCACCAGUCCAGAGGCGCUUCAGCAAGCAGAGAAAGACAGCUUCUUGGAGUGGAGACGGAAGCUUGCACAACUAGAAGAGGAGCAGAAGUUAUUUCUCACCCCGUUUGAGAGGAACCUGGAGUUCUGGAGACAACUGUGGAGAGUGAUCGAGAGGAGUGACGUGGUCGUUCAAAUUGUUGAUGCCAGAAAUCCGUUGCUGUUCAGAUGUCCUGACCUGGAGUUGUACGUAAAGGAAGUGUCAGAGCAUAAAGUGAAUAUGCUGUUGAUGAAUAAGGCAGACCUGCUGACCAGGGAGCAGAGGCGAGCCUGGGCCAGAUACUUCCAGAAAGAGGGGCUGAGGGCAGUUUUCUGGUCUGCCCUGGCUGAGAGCGAAAGACUGGAUGCAGAGGAAAAGGGCAUGGAAGUGGAUAAUCAAGAGUGCGGAGAGAGUGACCCAGAACAGGAAGGACAGCCAGACAAUGAAGUGUCGACCCAAAAAGGGGCAGAUGGAGAGGAGGAGAUGAAGGAGGAGGUGGAUGGAGAGGGAGAAGAAAGUGGUACAGAGGAAGACCAGCAGGAAAAGAUAUCUGUAGAGGAGGAGGACUGGCACACCUGCUCGGAGGGUGAGGAAGAGGAAGGGACUGCCGGUUCAUCCAGCGACUCCUUGUUCCGCAACUCCAGCCGUCUGCUGCGUAAGGACGAGCUGCUGGACAUGUUUAAGGCUGUUCACAAUGGGCCCAGGUGGAAAGAUGGACAACUGACAGUGGGACUGGUUGGGUAUCCUAAUGUGGGAAAGAGUUCCACCAUCAACACUAUUCUAAGGAAUAAGAAGGUGUCCGUUUCAGCCACUCCCGGACACACAAAGCACUUUCAGACGCUGUAUGUGGAGCCGAGCCUGUGCCUCUGUGACUGCCCAGGGCUGGUCAUGCCCUCCUUUGUUUCUACCAAAGCCGAGAUGAUCUGCUCUGGGAUCCUGCCCAUUGACCAGAUGAGAGAUCACGUUCCCGCAGUCUCCCUUAUAUGUCAGACGAUCCCUCGGCUCGUGUUAGAAGGCACCUAUGGCAUCAACAUCAUCCGACCACGAGAAGACGAAGACCCUGACAGACACCCCACCCAUGAGGAGCUGCUGAUGGCUUAUGGAUACAUGAGAGGCUUUAUGACGUCGCACGGCCAGCCAGAUCAGUCCAGAUCAGCCCGGUACAUCUUGAAGGAUUAUGUCAGCGGCAAGCUUCUGUACUGCCAUCCUCCUCCACAUAUUAAUGUUGAAGACUUCCAGCCACAGCACAAGAAGUUCCUGAACAGAGACUCAGAAAGCUGUGACCUAUCCGCAUCAAACAAACAACAGAAAAUCAGGAGAAUUGAAAAUGUGGUUGACAAGAACUUCUUCCACCAGGAGAAUGUGCGGGCGCUCUCCAAGGGGGUUCAGUCUGUCAUGGGCUACAAACCAGGCAGUGGACCUGUCGGCCCAGCAAAGGCUGGAUCAGAGGUGGUUGUGGGAAAACCCUGGAAAAAACACGGCAACAAGAACAAGAAGGAGAAAGUACGCCGUCUUACCAAGCAUCUGGACGCCUGAGGAUGAUCUGAUAUCAGAACACUUUAAAUUACAGAUCAUUUCAGCAGGAAUGGGAAAAUCCUCAAUUACAAUUCACAUGUGAUUCCAACGGAAUUAAUGCUGAGCGGUAUCUGUAGGUAUCAGGCCCCUUAAUCCCAUGAGUAUGGAAAGGUCAGGCUGCCUUUGAUAUUAACAAGUGAGGUGCAUAAUCAUGUACUGCUCUGGUUAGAAGAUCAUAUUGGUGCAAAGCAUUCCAACUGGAUCACCAGUUUGUACUUCACAUCCCACCACAGUGUUUGAAAUGGACUCAACAUCCAGAGGUUGUGAAUUUUCUAAGAGAUUGAAAAGGACAUUUUCAAUUUGUGUUUUCAAGCAAUUUCAAAAGACACAUUAUAAACCAAAUAAAUGACUAUAUGUUGGACACGGUUUUCAUCCAUAUAAGGUUGUGAUUAAUGUAAUUAAGCCGGAUUAUGAAAUAAAUUGAGGUUUUCAUG